AAAAUAUGCUCGGGAGACGCGUCGUUUUACGCGUAUUUCGGACGCGUUCAUCCAAAGGCCUCAAGAUAGAAUAAACUAUAUAUACGCCCGGUCCUUAUCUUCCCUCCUCAUUCCCAUCGCGAUUUUCGCAAUUUCAGCCUGCAAAUUCCGACAGUGAAUCAGACCUUGGUUUUCUGAAACAAUGGGAGGCGGAAAGGACAAGCAUGACGAAUCUGACAAAGGGCUGUUCAGCCACCUAGCGCAUGGCGCAUCCCAUGGAUAUCCUCCUGGCCAGUACCCUCCUCAAGGAUACCCUCCUCAAGGUUAUCCUCCUCAAGGAUACCCUCCUCAAGGAGGUUAUCCACCUCAAGGAUAUCCCCCACAAGGAGGAUAUCCCCCACAAGGAGGAUAUCCUCCGCAAGGUUAUCCGCCCUCAGGAUAUCCCCCACAAGGAUAUCCCCCUGCAGGCCAUUCUGCUGGCCAUUCAGGGCACGGAGGUAUGGGGGCUCUUUUAGCUGGAGGAGCCGCUGCUGCUGCAGCUGCUUACGGUGCCCACCAGCUGUCUCAUGGCACUCAUCACGUCUCACAUGGAGCCCCCUACGGUGGCGGGUAUGGCUAUGGCCAUGGCCACGGCCACGGGAAGUUCAAGCACGGGAAAUUCGGCGCAUGGAAGCACGGGAAGUUUGGGAAGGGCAAGCACGGGAUGUUUGGAGGGAAGUUCAAGAAGUGGAAGUGAUUAACCGUGUGAUGAAGUUGAAGUGAAUGUUUGCCUCAAAACUCUUUAUGCUUGACUGAUGACUAUAGUGGUCUCUUUGAAUAAACCAUGCUUUUCAAACAUGGAUA
Messenger RNA from Rhodamnia argentea, 822 nucleotides. RefSeq names its product glycine-rich protein A3. NCBI's taxonomy places the organism in Eukaryota, Viridiplantae, Streptophyta, Magnoliopsida, Myrtales, Myrtaceae. The record is from RefSeq and is a predicted model, not a curated record.